UUUACAUCGAAAGGAGGUGGAGGAUCAGUGUUCCAGAAGAUCUGUUUCUAAUGUUUAUUACAUUGCUAUUUUAAUUGCGUCCAUGCCCACUAGGUGCUUUAUUAUAAAAUAACUAAACAAAUUUGAACAUAUAAGACGCUCUCUUCUAAACGAUAAAAAGCAAACGUUAGCUAGUAAGGGAAAGGGAAGCUGUGCUGUUGUCCACUGUUAACAGGGCUCCAGUGACUCCAAGCGCAAUGUUGUUGACCGUGUUUUGCGCACCAAGGGACCGAUCAGAGACAACUUUUUCCCUGGACGUCUCCCCGGAUCUUGAACUCAGGGAUUUUUUGGCUCUAUGCGAACUAGAAUCAGGAAUACCCGCGGGGGAGAUUCAGAUCUCAUAUGCAGAGCAACCGUUAAGAGACCUCACCCGAGCCUUGGGGAAUUAUGGGCUAAAGGAUGGAGAUGUGGUGGUGUUAAGACAAGCAGAAAAGCGGCAAGCUGCACAGCCCCCCGCAUUCCCAGGACUACCCCGCAUUGAUUUUAGCUCCAUCACAGUCCCCGGUACCUCGUCAAAUCAACACUCCAGCAGACACGCUCAGCAUCCCAGUGUUGCCCAAUCCCCCCCUGUUACUUCCCCUGCCUCCUCUCCUCAGGGAUUGGACAACCCCUCACUGUUACGUGAUAUGUUGCUUGCCAAUCCACAUGAACUUUCCCUGCUGAAGGAGCGCAAUCCACCCUUGGCUGAGGCCCUGUUGAGUGGUGACCUUGAGCGCUUUACAAAAGUGCUUUUGGAGCAGCAGCAGGACAGAGCCCGAAGGGAGCAGGAGCGAAUCAGACUUCUCACAGCUGAUCCUUUUGAUCUGGAGGCUCAGGCCAAGAUUGAGGAGGACAUCAGGCAGCAUAAUAUUGAAGAAAACAUGACUAUAGCUAUGGAAGAGGCCCCUGAGAGUUUUGGCCAGGUGGUCAUGCUCUACAUCAACUGCAAAGUCAAUGGACACCCUGUGAAGGCAUUUGUUGAUUCAGGGGCCCAGAUGACUAUUAUGAGUCAAGCCUGUGCAGAGCGAUGUAACAUCAUGCGUCUUGUAGACCGGCGCUGGGCAGGGAUUGCUAAAGGCGUGGGCACACAGAAGAUCAUUGGCAGAGUGCAUUUGGCUCAGGUGCAGAUUGAAGGGGACUUCCUGCCUUGCUCCUUCUCUAUUCUGGAAGAUCAGCCUAUGGACAUGCUACUAGGCCUUGACAUGCUGAAAAGACACCAGUGCUCCAUUGACCUUAAGAAAAGCGUGCUCCUGAUUGGGACGACAGGAACAGAGACACGCUUUUUGCCUGAGGCAGAGUUACCUGACUGUGCCAGGUUGGCAUAUGGGCCAGAGGCACGAGAGGACAACCGCCCUGAGGAGAUUGCAGACCACGAGCUAGCAGAGGCAUUACACAGAUCCAUACAGGACAGCGACACUGCAGAUGGAAAAACUACCUCACCACAGUCCCCACCACUCUCCCUUUGCAAACCUUUUAACACAGCCAGUUCCUCAUCUGCCACUAGUCAUAAUCAGAGUUUCACAACGGACCGCACCAAGUCUGACCCAGCCUCAAUAUGUGGCCUGCCACCAGAGGCACCAUUCAGUCCACCUCAAACCCAGGGAGAAACCAAAUCACAGCCAUCUGACACCCAGGGCGCAACUGAAGAUCAUCCGACCCAUGUCGAGGAAGUACCUGCAUCAUCCCCACUUCAACCAGAGUCCUCUGGGUGUCCUACCCUUGGACUGGCUGACGCCUUCACACCUCAGUCCCACACUGAAACUGAUUCCAUGUCACCUGCCAACCAAGCAACAGAAGCUCUUAUUCCAUCCAUUCUCUCUGCUCAGGAACCACUCUGUAGUACUGUGUCAAAGGACAAUGAAGUGACUAACCUUGUAACUUGUGAGGAGUCUGUGAAUCAUUUAGAUGCAAAUGUAUGGGAAGAUGUUGCCUUAGAAGAGAGAAAAGAAACUGAGUCUCCCUUUACCAAUCUAAACACAAGGCCCCAUAAUGGAGCUUUGUUAGAAGAAGUGGACAUGACAGAAUCUACUGAUGCAAAAGGUAUAGGUUCUGACUUUCCUGAUCAGCUCCUACAAAAAGAGCAAGACAGCAUUAUGAAUAAUGCUACUAACAAUCAAAUGGAUCAGCUUUCCCCUGUUUCAGAGCUGACCUUUUACCACAACCUUGCGGGGUCAGCCACUUCUCUUCAGCAGACUCUCAUCCACUCAGAUUUUGAGGAGAAUAUGGACGCUAAGCCUGCCUCAAAAAAAGCAGCACCUUCAGAGAGGGAUGAGCCAGAUGGGGAAAACAUUCCCUCCUUGGCUCAGGCCCUUAAAGAGCUUCAUGAGCUUCUGAUGUCCAACGCUCAUGCUCAGGCUUGUGGAAGGAGCCUUCCAUCUGCCUCUAACACAACUACAGUAGAACAGGAUCCUGAGGGAGUGGAUCCAGAACCCAUCACAGAGGAUUUUGCCAGACUCAACCCAACUAUUGAUUCAUCAUCAUCUCACACUGCCACUACCAAUGAAGCAAAUUUUGCCAAAUCUGAACAUGCUGCUCUAGCAGAGGAUAGUACUAUAGAGGUACACACAAUAAGCCCUCUAGGGCAGGAAGAGAAUCAGACUAACGGAGUGGCGAAUAUCAAUGUUGAACAAAACAUGACACGGUCUCCACAUAUCCCUGAAGGUAAUCAGGUGGGUGGGAAUGAGGGAGGAAAUGUGUCUGAGCCAGGGGAAGCAUCUCCAUUACAGGGUUUAUUUGAGUUCAGCAGGAACGAGGAUAUGCAGAUGGGAUAUGCAGAUGGGAGGACCUCAGGCGCUGACCCCCCCAGUCUGGCUGAAGGGUCUCAGCAGCGCCCCCUGUCUGUAGCAGUUGACUCCUCAGUGGACAGUUCCAGUCUUGUGCCUGUUGCUUCUUCUCACCCGUCAACACAAGCCACCAGGUCGGCUCCUCUCCUCUUUGCAGACUCUAUCCAGCUUUCCGCACCAACCUCAAUGGGACAGUAUCCUGCAGAGCACAUCCAGAGGAUACAAGCGGCCGGGUUCUCGUCUCAUGAGGCAACUGAGGCACUUCAUCAGGCUGAAGGCAGUGUGGAACUUGCCCUACUGGUGCUGCUGGCCAGAAAGAUCACUGUGCCCACUUAGAUCUAUUACAAACAAGUCAUGGCAUCAUGAAUUGGUUACUGAGCCUUUCGUUUUAAUGCAAUUUCCCUUUUUUCUUAGUAAUGUGCUGAAUUUAUGUUUUAUCUGUUCAUUUUCUUUACACCCAAACUGUCAGAUUUUUGAAGGGAGCGAGUAGACUUUAUUCCCUUGUCUUGCGAUAAGAACAGUGAUGUCCUUACUUUUUUCAUUUUCCUUUACGUCUUGCAUGCUCUUGGUGAGGUUCCUAAGGGUUGUUGGUUUUAAUUGGUUGGUUUAAUGGGGCUUAGAUUACUUUUUUGAUGGGCAUUUAUCACUUGCCCUUUUGACAUAAAUUUACUGCUAUUUUUACCUAGCACUUGAAGAUUGCUUUACCCACACAGGUGAGUGCAACUGCAUGUUGCCGACUUGUAUUUUUAAGAUGAACCGAUACUUUUUAAAUUGUGCAGAGCACUAAUUAUAAUGAUCUUGAAAUUCGGUUGUGGAUGAUUGAUAUUUUUUGUUCAGAAUCUUUUAUUUCUCUUCCUGCACUGUUACUCCUUUACUAAUGGAUAAACUGGGCCCACCUUUCAUUCUCUGUCGAUCAUGAACAUAGCUCAUCCACAUAUUUGGUGGUUCUUGAGUAUGUAUAAGCAAAACCAUUUAGAUUAUAUCAUGGUAUUUGUUAAAAGGCAAAUUGUUUUGGGUUUUUUUUUGUUUCAGGAUUUUUACCUUUCAUAACUACUCAUUUAUGCCUGAUGUAUCUAAGUUGGAUACUUCUGUGUUAUAUCAUGAAACGGUUAUGCGUGCCAGUUUCCCAGAGUUAGGUUAAGCCUAAGCAUAAUCUCAAUGGGGACUUACUUUCAAUGGUAGUUAUGCAGGUUAGACAAAACCUAGGUUUAAUUAAUAUCCGGGAAAUCACCCUGAAUACCUAGUAGUACAUCUGCUACCAUAAACUUCCCCUAUGUUGUAUUUGCAAUAAUAAAUACGAUACCUUUUGAUGCUGUUUAUCUUUGUUAUAUAUGUUGUGGUCAUUUUAUUUUUGCCAAUUGUGCAUAACUUGAGCAUUGUAUUUUUUCAUGUUUAAAUUGGUUGCCUUUAUAAAUUAUUUAACAGUAGAUUUGUUAAAUAUGACUUAAACCAUUUACCCUGUAUGUUUCCAUGUGACUGUUGAAGAAAAAAAGCAUUUGUAACAGUGUUUUCUUCUAUCAAAAUGGACUUUUCUGUAAUGAUGCAAAAUUUUGAGAGGAAGAGGAAUAGGAUCAGUAAGUCAUGAAGCUGUUGGACUGCUUUAUUUUUCAGGGAUUUUGUGGUAAUCCUCAAUUAGUUUUUCAUAAAAUAUCAAACUGGUUCAUACCACAGUUUUGAGAGAAACAAAUAUGUUGAAGUACUAUUAAAGGGUGAAUAAGUGUUAGAAAUGUUGUAUUAUUUUUUGGUUUUAUCUGCCUUCAGCACAUCUUUCAUUAAAAGGGUUUUGAUUAUUUGUCAUGAUGCUCUUAAUCCACCAUCUUUUCCCAGAUUUGAAUAUUGGAAAUGUUGAUUGAAGUUCUGGCAAGCCCCGUCUAGCUGUCUUGUCAUGUCUACCCUUUGUAUUUUUUUACAUUGUAGUCUGGGUCAUGUAUCAGCUAUGUUUAAACUUUUAAAAUUAUUUAGUUUAAUCUUGAAUACAGUUAAAAAACCAAAUAAAGGAAAAAUGGUUCUUUCUAA
Messenger RNA from Electrophorus electricus (electric eel), 4817 nucleotides. It is a transcript of the gene ddi2, whose product is annotated as DNA-damage inducible protein 2. Lineage: Eukaryota; Metazoa; Chordata; Actinopteri; Gymnotiformes; Gymnotidae. The record is from RefSeq and is a predicted model, not a curated record. Gene Ontology annotation, biological process: proteolysis. Gene Ontology annotation, molecular function: protein binding; aspartic-type endopeptidase activity.